This is a messenger RNA of Acaulospora colombiana, 1322 nucleotides long. NCBI's taxonomy places the organism in Eukaryota, Fungi, Glomeromycota, Glomeromycetes, Diversisporales, Acaulosporaceae. The record is from the annotation of a GenBank genome assembly.
AAAAUAUCAAUCAAUCAAUGUCUCCACCAACUUCUGGAAAAAAAGAGUCUGGCCUUGCUCGUCUAAUAGGUUCAGGGACCUCAGGGUUACUUGAACUAUUCAUAUUUCACCCUGUUGAUACGGUAGCGAAACGUUUAAUGACCAAUCCGACAAAAGUUUUUGUUCCCGGUGCACCAAUAUCCCAAGGAUUUAGUAAUCUCGAUAAAGUUAUAUUCAAGGAUGCGUAUACCUCGUCUGUGAUACGAAAGUAUGCUUCACUAUUUCCGGGGUUGGGAUAUGCUGGAGGUUAUAAAGUUCUUCAACGCAUAUAUAAAUACGGAGGCCAACCAUAUGUAAAGGAUUAUCUGACCGUUCAUCACAAGGAUGCUUUUUAUAAAAUAUUUGGUGAGAAGAGUGGGAAAACCAUGAUACAUGCUACAGCUGGCAGUUUGAUUGGAGUUGGAGAGGUGGCGCUUCUCCCGUUAGAUGUCCUAAAGAUUAAACGUCAAACGAAUCCGGAAACUCUAAGGGGGCGAAAUAUUUUCCGAAUUGUCUAUGACGAAGGAUUUGGACUUUACAGGGGAGGCCUUUGGACGGCUGCGCGUAAUGCGCCAGGCAGUUUUGCAUUGUUUGGUGGUUCGGCUUUUGUUAAGGAGUAUGUUUUUGGCCUCAGCGAUUAUUCCAAGGCCACCUUCUUACAAAACUUUUGCGCGUCAGUUGGCGGGGCCAUAGCUUCAAUCACCGUAGCUCAACCACUUGAUAUCGUCAAAACUCGCAUUCAAAACAGACCGUUCGAGUCGCCCGAGGGCGGAUUGCAAAUCAUUCGUAAGAUGGUUAGAAUAGAAGGAACUUCUUCAACUUCACCUCCUUCGAGUUCAAAUUCAAAUGGCAUCGCAGACUUCACCGACGCCGACCCACCACCCACAUCGGGAACAGAUAGCAUAAUGGUCAUAACAUCUUAUUAUCCAACUACCUAUAUUUCAGAAACCACCUAUAUUUCACAAACCACCUAUAUUUCACAAGCCACCUAUAUUUCAUCGGUCACCUACACACAGAUAGCAACAGUCUUUCCCGGGCAAGAACAGGACGCAAGCGUAAACGGAGGCGGUACAUCACAGACCGUUGUACUGACAACGGUUAUAUUGAGUUCGAUAGGAUUGGUGUUUGUUUUAAGCAUGGUGAUAUUGUGGUGGCUUAGAAGGGGAGGAGGUAAAAUAGGGGAUACGAGUAAUAUGCGAGAAUUAGAGGAUGACAGUACGUUUGGAUCAGAAGAUCCAAAUGACGAACAAUUGCCUAGUUACGCAGAAGCUGUUGUCAGGGGAAGAACCAGCGUGCAUGAAUAA